Exophiala viscosa is the source of this 648-nucleotide messenger RNA. RefSeq lists its product as uncharacterized. NCBI's taxonomy places the organism in Eukaryota, Fungi, Ascomycota, Eurotiomycetes, Chaetothyriales, Herpotrichiellaceae. The record is from RefSeq and is a predicted model, not a curated record. The coding region runs from base 1 to 648 and encodes 215 amino acids. The transcript has a single exon.
AUGACGACCCACAGUAUCGACCUGUACUUAGCACCCGGCGCGUGUUCACUCGCACCACAUAUCCUUCUUCACGAGGUUGGCGUGCCGUUCUCCACGACCAUAGUCUCCGUCAAAUCGGGGCUUCCUGCUGAUUUCAAAACUGUGAAUCCGAAGAUGCGCGUUCCGGUCUUGAUCAUGGACGGGCACACCAUCACUGAGGUUCCUGCCAUCAUGCUGGCGACCAGUCAACUUGCGCCUGAAAAGGACUUGAUGGGCGAAACGGAUCUAGAGAAGGUUAGGGUUCUGGAGUGGCUGAAUUGGUUGUCUGGCACGUUGCAUGGUCAGGCGUUUGGGGGUUUGCUGAGACCCGGGAGGUACACGGAUGAUGAGAAACUGUAUGAGGCGAUCAGGGAGAAAGGGUUGAGGAAUUUGAAGGAGGGGUUUGGGCAGAUUGAAGCUUGGCUUGGGGAAGGGCAGGGAGCGAAAUAUACGGUUGGGGGGAGGUUCAUGGGUGUUGAUGCGCUUUUGUAUGUGUUUUACCGUUGGGGAGUGGGAAGGGGGUUUGAUAUGCAGAAGGAAUAUCCCAGGUUUGCGGAGUUGGCGAGGGAGGUGGAAGGGAGGGAGGCGACGGUGAUGGCGUUGGCAUCGGAGCAUCUGGCUGCAUUGUGA